CGCUUCACUAAAUAAAACUUCCCGAAUUAACACUCAACGUAUUGAAGCCUCGAUACGCCUUCUUCCCAUCACCACUUUACUGGAGUAAAACACUCAAUCUUUAUGUGCGGAUAAACUCGUCAGCGUCCACGUUGAAGCUUCUCCAGCUUAGUUUAGUUUAGCUUGCCCGUCGCCGCUAACAACGAGACGAGUUUGUUAUGAACACGCCGCUAAGCGGAGAUCACUUGUGAUUAUCGGGCGGAAAUGUGUGCACGAAGGAUCGCAGAGUACGACGAAGAACUUUCUGGAGCAAAAGAGGAGACCGACAGACAGCGUGAACUACUGGACGCUGGUUUCAAGCAACCUCCAGUUGUGUCACGCACAGCAGAAGAUCUUCGUCCUGAACAGAAGGAGUGGAGCACAAGGGUGGCGUAUCAGGAGCCAGAGCAGUCCCACAUUAAGGAGGAAGAGACGCCAGAGACCCCCCACGUCAAAGAGGAAGAGGAGGAGGCUGAUAUCACCAAGUUUCUGUCGACUGGUGUCAUUGUGAAGAGCGAAGAUGAUGAAGACCAAGAAGUGAGUGAAAAGUAUCUUCGUCCUGAGCUACAGGAGCCAGAGUCAUCUCCCAAUAAAGAGGACGUGGAUGUGGCUGAUAUCAACAAGUUGCUAUUGACUGAUGUCGCUUUGAAGACUGAAGAUGAAGGUAAAGGUCAGCAUGAGGAGGAAAGAAGGGCGGAGCCUCAGCGCAGCAGCGCAAGUCAACAUGUGACAACAGAUGGUAAUGGAGACCACUGCGGAGGAUCAGAAGCAGACAGCUGCUUCGCUCCACUAUCAGAUAGUGACGACGUAACGUCACACUCUUCUUACACUGAUGAUGAUGAUGAACACUCUAAACAUGAUGUGACAUAUCCCACUGACAAAAAACACUGGGAAUGUUCUCAGUGCGGUAAGACUUUGGGUUCAAAGUGGGGCUUGAAAGGACACAUGAGAUUGCACACUGGGGAAAAACCUUUUGCCUGCUCAGUUUGUGGUGAAAGAUUUGCGCACAAGGAACAAUUGGGAAGACACACGACAACACACACUGGAGAAAAACCCUUUGCCUGCUCAGUUUGUGGUAAAACAUUCACUACGAAGACAGAUUCAAAAACCCACACAAAAACACACAGAGGGGAAAAACCUUUUCCCUGCUCAGUUUGUGGUAAAAGGUUCUCUACACAAGGAAAUUUCAAAAGACACACAAGAAUACACACUGGGCAGAAACCUUUUGCCUGCUCAGUCUGCGGUAAAGGAUUCACUGUGAAGACAUGUUUAAUAAUGCACACAAGAACACACACUGGGGAGAAACCUUGCAUCUGCUCAGUUUGUGGUAAAAGAUUCUCUACACAAGGUAAUUUUAUAAGACACACAAGAACGCACAAUGAGGAGAAACCUUUUGUCUGCUCAGUUUGUGGGAAAAGCUUCUAUAUAAAAGAACGUUUAACAACGCACACUAGAAUACACACUGGAGAGAAACCUUUUGCCUGUUCAGUUUGUGAUAAAAGAUUCCAUGUAAAGGCACAUUUAAAAACACACACAAUAACUCACAAUGAGGAGAAACCUUUUGUCUGCUCAGUUUGUGGUAAACGAUUCUCCAGAAUGGGACAUUUGCGAGCACACACAAGAACUCACACAGGGGAGAAGCCUUUUGCCUGCUCAGUUUGUGGUAAAAGAUUUUCUGCGAAGGGAUGUUUGAACAGACACGUUGGAACACACACUGGAGGGAAAGCUUUCCCCUGUUCAGUUUGUGGUAAAAGAUUCUCUGUAGAAAGAUAUUUAAUAAGGCAUAGAAAAACACACACUGGGGUGAAAUCUUUUACCGCUUCAUUGUGCAACUUUAGUUCAGGACUGGAAGCGCUGGGUUUUGAGCACCAGGAACCAGAGCCCCCUCGACAUUAAAGAGGAACAAGAGCCAGAGACCCGCCCUCAUCCAUCCUUCGUUUUGUAAUUUCUUCAUUAUUUUAGUUGAAAUAUGUCCAUUUUGAUGAGUCUACGUAUUAUUUGGGCAGUAUUUCAUUCUUCAAUGACUUAUAAUUACACUGGGUCAUGGUCACUAUGUAAUGAAAGUCUGUUCAUUAGGAUGUAUUUUCUCAAAUGUGUUUAGAGCAUCAAGAAAA
This is a messenger RNA of Phycodurus eques (leafy seadragon), 2132 nucleotides long. RefSeq names its product zinc finger protein OZF-like. The transcript has 3 exons. The coding region runs from base 244 to 1914 and encodes 556 amino acids. The record is from RefSeq and is a predicted model, not a curated record. Gene Ontology annotation, cellular component: nucleus. NCBI's taxonomy places the organism in Eukaryota, Metazoa, Chordata, Actinopteri, Syngnathiformes, Syngnathidae. Gene Ontology annotation, molecular function: RNA polymerase II cis-regulatory region sequence-specific DNA binding; DNA-binding transcription activator activity, RNA polymerase II-specific. Gene Ontology annotation, biological process: regulation of transcription by RNA polymerase II.